AGCAUUGAAGGCGGCGGCGGCGGCGCUGGCGGAGGGACCGAGAGAAACAAUAAAACCGUCCCGGAGGGAGACAGAUACCGGAGAGGGAGAGCCAGGGAGAGGGAGAGAGAAAGACCCGAGACUGAGAGAGGCGGGCACCGAGUGACCGAGCCCGGGGGGCGACGAUGGAUGGCUCGGAGGCCUCGGAGACCUUCGUCCACCAGACACACAUCAUGUCGGCCCUCUCGUCCCUCUUCAAGAGCGAGGAGCUCUGCGACGUGCGGCUGGCGGUCAACGGAGGGGCCCCGCUGCCGGCCCACCGCUUCGUGCUGGCGCUGGGCAGCGCCGUCUUCCGGGCCAUGCUGUCGGGCGAGCGCUGGGCGGACGGGCGACGGGGGACGGUGGAGCUGACGGAGGAGGAGGGGGCGGCCGCCUGCUUCGAGGACUUCCUGCGCUACCUCUACACCGGCCGCAUCGCCGUGGGGGUGGACAACGUCUUCGCCGUGCACGGCCUGGCGGAGAAGUACGAUGUGGCGCCGCUGCGCCGGGCCUGCGAGCAGUUCCUGCUGGACAACGUGGCCCAGGCCGGCGCCCUGGAUCUGGCGCUGGCCUGGCACCGCUACGCCCGCUUCGUGGGCUUCGCCCGGCUGGAGGAGGCCUGUGACACCUUCGUGGCCUGGAACCUGGACGCGGUGAUGCGCUCGCCGGACUGGCUGGCCCUGGAGGAGAGCCAGAUGGAGGCCCUGCUGCGCCGCUCGGACCUGGUGGUGGAGAGCGAGUUCGCCCUGUGCCAGGCGGUGCUGCGCUGGCUGGACCGCCGGCCCCAGGCCGCCGCCCGGGCCCUGCUGGCCCACCUGCGCUUCCCCAUGAUGAGCCCCGACGAGCUGGCCGCCCUGCGAACCAGCCCACUGGCCCCCCGGGCCCUGCUGGAGGACCUGCUGGCCCAGAGCCUGGGCCUGCACCAGGACAGCUGCCUGACCAAGGAGCACGUGGGGCGCCUGCACGGGGCAGAGUCCUGCCCCCUGCGCCAGCGCCUCUACACUGCCAAGGCCUGCGGCAGCCCCUGGCAGCUGGACUUCUUCAGCUCCAUGACCAAGACGGUCCUGUGCAAGGAGUUCGCCACCACCAACUUCCGGGUGCAGUCCAAGUGGUUUGUCACCUUCCACCCCAAGGGCGAGCGGCUGGUGGUGCAGGAGGAGCGGCCAGUGCGCGGAAGCGUCCGCCUGCCCGCCCCGCCCGGCGCCAAGCGGCGCUGCACCUGCCCCGGCCUCUACGAGCGGGUGCUCAAGGACAACAACCGGGCGGCCCUCCACUGCAAGAUCAUCCGCUGCCACUCCAGCAGCCGGGCGACCCACGAGCACCAGAUAGCCGUCCUCUUCUACCGCUUCCUAGCCGGCCGCUGGCUGGUGUGCGACCUCAAGACCUUCAACAUCCCUCACUGGCAGGACGUCAAGAUCGACGACCUGCUGCCCGCCGCUGAGAGGGGGAAUUCCGAACCCCUGAGCAAGUUCCGAGUCAGCGCUCGCCAGAGACGGAGAUCCAGACAACCAGCAGUGCACACCUCCAACGCGAGUGCAGCGGGACAGGUGUAUCUCCACGACCAGACAGCAGAGGGAGAGGUACCCGACACCCUGCAGUGCACACCUCCACCACGAGUGCAGCAGGACAGAUCCAUCUCCACGACCGGAGAGCAGAGGGAGAGGUCCCCGACACCCUGCAGUGCACGCCUCCACCGUGAGUGCAGCGGGACAGGUCCAUCUCCACGAUGGGACACCAGAGACAGAGAUCCACGACACCCUGCAUUGCACACCUCCACCGCGAGUGCAGCGGGACAGGUCCAUCUCCACGACGGGACACCAGAGGGGGAGAUCCACGACACCCUGCAGUGCGCACCUCCAACGCGAGUGCAGCGGGACAGGGACAGGGACCUGGACACGGGACAGGGGCGCAGCUGCACAGCGACGGCUGUGGGGACGGGGAUUCCCCCCUCGGGUUGCCUCUGGGAUCCCCCUCCGGCUCCUUUGCGGGGUUUGCGAUGUUGGGACCCUCCCUCCACCGGUGCGUGCGGGGAGCAAGACGGAGCUCGCUGUGUGUGUGCGGUGGGGGGGGGGUGCCCAGAAGUGCGUCGGACCUCGCGAUAGACUUAGCUGGGUGGGCACGCCGUCUGCUGCGGUGGACCUCUCUUUCUGCUCCUGUUGUAAUGUUACGCAUUGACCCGAUGGAUAGCACUGAAUGUACUUGGUGACUUGAUUAAAAUGUGACGAGAGA
Molecule: messenger RNA, 2247 nt
Organism: Carcharodon carcharias (great white shark)
Lineage: Eukaryota; Metazoa; Chordata; Chondrichthyes; Lamniformes; Lamnidae
Product: BTB/POZ domain-containing protein 17-like
Exons: 3
Coding region: 165-2120 (651 amino acids)
Molecular function (GO): protein binding
Source: RefSeq, a predicted model, not a curated record